Penicillium soppii is the source of this 1545-nucleotide messenger RNA. RefSeq lists its product as uncharacterized. The transcript has 3 exons. Gene Ontology annotation, molecular function: protein binding. Lineage: Eukaryota; Fungi; Ascomycota; Eurotiomycetes; Eurotiales; Aspergillaceae. Gene Ontology annotation, cellular component: nucleolus. Bases 1 to 1545 code for a protein of 514 amino acids. Gene Ontology annotation, biological process: ribosomal large subunit assembly. The record is from RefSeq and is a predicted model, not a curated record.
AUGGCGACCCUCUAUCCUCCUCCCAGCAAGCGUCAGAAGCUCGCUCAGGCUGAGAAGGCCCGUGAGCAGCAAGAAAUUGAAAGCAUUCCGUCCGACCUGGGCAGUGUCCGAGUCCAAUUCUACGAUCAAGCAACCGGCCAGCCCACUGGGCCUGCGGUCUCUGUUCCAGUCGCUGAUGCCAAUGUGAAGAACCUCGAAACUUUGCUGAACACAUUACAAGGAAAUGAAGAUGAUGAGCGAGUACCGUACCGCUUCGCCUACCACUCCGAAAAAGAAGGACAAACUAUUGACAUUCUCCGCGAUGUGUACCACUCCUUGCUCCAGCCCGGAGUCAAGACCACCGAAGAUACAGUAUCUCUUUUCUACACACCACAGGCAGUGUUCCGAGUGAAAGCCGUUUCACGAUGCGCUGCCUCAAUCGCAGGCCACGGUGAAGCAAUUCUCGCAACCUCUUUCUCCCCUAUCAACUCAUCCACCAUGGUCUCCGGAAGCGGAGACAACACUGCACGUGUAUGGGACUGCGAUACUGGAACCCCGCAACAUACCCUCAAGGGUCACACCAGCUGGGUGUUGGCUGUAGCAUACUCGCCGAACGGCGCUAUGAUCGCGACCGGUAGCAUGGAUAACACCGUGCGGUUCUGGGAUGCGAAGAAGGGUACUGCCCUGGGCGGCCCGCUCAAGGGUCACGCGAAGUGGAUUACCAACUUGGCUUGGGAGCCUUACCACGUGCAGGAGUCUGGGCGCCCGCGUCUGGCCUCCGCCUCUAAGGAUUCUACUGUGCGAGUUUGGGAUGUUGUCUCGAGAGUAAUUGAUCAUGUGCUCACUGGUCACAAAUCGUCUGUCACUUGUGUCCGGUGGGGUGGUACCGGGAAGAUCUAUACUGCUUCCCACGACAAGACCAUUAAGAUCUGGAACCCUAAGGACGGUACUUUGCUGCAGACUCUAGCAGCGCAUGCCCACCGUGUUAACCAUCUUGCUUUGUCGACCGACUUCGCUCUUCGUACCUCGUAUCACGACCACAGUGGCAAGGUGCCCGAGACUGAGGCCGAGAAGCGGGCUGCUGCUAAGAAGAAGUUCGAGGAUGCGGCCACCGUCAACAACACCAUCGUUGAGCGGUUGGUGUCGGCCAGUGACGAUUUCACAAUGUACCUGUGGGAGCCAUCUACUUCGAGCAAACCUGUUGCACGCAUGUUGGGCCACCAGAAGGAGGUGAACCAUGUCACCUUCUCGCCUGACAUGGCUUACAUUGCCUCAGCUGGAUUUGACAACCACGUCAAACUGUGGAAUGGUCGGGAUGGAAAAUUCAUCACCACCUUCCGUGGCCACGUAGGUGCCGUCUACCAGUGCUGUUUCUCUGCCGACUCACGCAUGUUGGUGUCUUCGUCCAAAGACACCACGCUCAAGAUCUGGGACGUGCGCACCGGCAAGCUGCGCAUGGAUCUUCCCGGUCACAGGGAUGAGGUCUUUGCCGUCGACUGGAGUCCCGAUGGACAAAAGAUCGGCAGUGGAGGUAAAGACAAGCAGAUCAAGAUCUGGCGCAACUAG